Molecule: messenger RNA, 1881 nt
Organism: Zeugodacus cucurbitae (melon fly)
Lineage: Eukaryota; Metazoa; Arthropoda; Insecta; Diptera; Tephritidae
Exons: 3
Coding region: 1-1881 (626 amino acids)
Source: RefSeq, a predicted model, not a curated record
AUGAAGCAUGUUUGGAACUUUGGCCGCGCACUCGCAAUACUACUACUUAUGCAGGCAGUCAAGUGCCAGCAGAGCACGGACGGACCAGAAUUUGUGGACUAUACUUUGCUGAGUUUCCUGCAGGAUGUGCGUCAACUGCAACACUACGACCAGCUGGUAUUUGCACACAACCGAAAUGCGACCUUAGCACCGGCAUUCGGUGCACUGUCGCAGUUGGAGCUAACGGAACCAGAGGAAGUCGUGGACUUCAAGAACUUUCGUCUGACUACUAACCAGGAUUAUGAGGACCAAUUCGUACGCAAUGUGAUGACAGAACUUUCAGUGCCGCUCAUUCAUUUCAACGAGUUGAGCGCUAUACAGCUGAGGCAGCACUUUAGUACAGCGCUCUUGUUGGUGGUGUAUUUGGAGGAGUCACUUGCGGCACAGUCAGUGCUGUUCAAAGCAUUAGUGGCGAGUUUGAAGCAUAGAACCCACGCGAAUAUUUUAUUUUUAAUAAACAACGUCAACACUACGGCGAGCUGUGACCAGAUCUAUCUAAGUCAACUCUUUCAAUUUUGCUGGCAAAGUAAAAUGAUUAAUGUGGCAGCGUUAUGUGCUGACUAUAAGCGCACAAAGCAAUUCUACAGUUACACGCACUUUCCCGUAUUCUCAUUGGAGUAUAAGUCAUUAAGCAGCUUGCAGCUACACGAUGCGCCCGUCUUUCCCGAUCGCCUACGCAAUUUAAAUGGCUACAGACUGCCCUAUAUAAUAGGUGGCGCCGAUCCCCGCAUUAUUAUCUAUGAAUAUAAUGGACGGCGCAUUGUCGGCGGUUUCGUUGGUCACUUCCUCAGCAGCUUUUCAAAAAAAUACAAUUUUACAUUCUACGAACCGCUUCCCUCACCUUCGAAUACGAAAUUUGCACCCUCACAGGAUUUAAUUGCGGCUGUGCGCAACAAUACCGCUGAGAUUUCGGUUGCGCUAACCUUCCCGAAUAUACCGUACGAUGGUUUCUCCUACCCAUACGAGCAUGUGAAUUGGUGCGUUUGGACACCGGUGGAAGCGGAUAUACCGAAUUAUGACUUUUUCUGGAUCGUCUUCGAGGGUAUGACCUUCGCAUUGGCGCUCGGCGUUGUACUGCUCAUAUCCUUCGUGCUGAGUUGCGCGCUCUGGCAGCAUGGCAACAAACCGGACAUAUUGCGCUUCUUCGUGCACGAUGCCUGCUUGCGCGGCGUUCUGAGUCAGCCAUUUCGCGAGCUCGCACGCGCACCGUUCGUUAUACGUUUCAUUUAUCUGCAAAUAUGCGUGCUCGGUAUACUGCUGACCACUUCGUAUAAUGCUUACUUUGCCACCUAUUGGACGAGUGCACCUAAGGUGCCCCCAUAUCGCAACUUCGACGACAUACUCUAUUCGCAUAAAAAGGUUUACGUUUUUGCGCCCGAGUAUAUGGAGCUGAUUGCACGCGCAGCCGAUUUGCGAAAGUAUAUACCGAUGUUUCAUGUCGAAAGAGAUUAUCACAAUUACCUAGCGACACGUGACACUUUCGACACCAAAUACUUGUAUAUGAUACCAACGACUAAGUGGCGUAUUUACAGUGAACAGCAGAAAGUUUUCACCACACCUAUAUUUCGUAUGCGCACCGAUUUGUGUUUCUAUCAUAAUAUACCAAUGUGUUUCCCCAUUCAUACUAAUUCGAUAUUUUCGAUAAUAUUACGAGACAUGAUUUUCCAGACGGCUCAAGCGGGUCUAACCGAGUAUUGGAUGCGUGGUGGCUUUCUAGAGCUCAUCAGAGCCGGACGUUUGGGUUUCGAAGACUUGAGUCGUCGUAAUGAGUUUAGUGCCAUGGCAGUGGAGGAUAUGAAAUAUGUCUGGAUGGGUUAUGGCAUUGCUUGCGCUAUAAUAUAG